Messenger RNA from Leptosomus discolor (cuckoo roller), 330 nucleotides. Lineage: Eukaryota; Metazoa; Chordata; Aves; Leptosomiformes; Leptosomidae. The record is from RefSeq and is a predicted model, not a curated record.
AAGGCGGCCAUCAUCAACAUGUCCAGCUCUGCAGGCUCCAUUGAGGAAGUCUAUUUAUGGAAUUAUGGGCAAGUUGUUUCAUACCGCUGCAGCAAGGCUGCUCUGAACAUGCUGACCAAGUGCCAGUCCCUGGGGUACCGGGAGCACGGAGUCCUCUGCGCUGCUCUGCACCCUGGCUGGGUGCAAACUGACAUGGGGGGCUCAGGAUCACAAAAGCCCCCUUUGACGGUAGACGCCAGUGUGCAAGGGAUGCUGAAGGUGCUCUCCUCCCUCUCCGACAACGAUACCGGCACCUUUCUGAACUGGGAAGGGAAGGUCAUACCCUGGUGA